This is a messenger RNA of Pundamilia nyererei, 4866 nucleotides long. RefSeq names its product RNA-binding protein MEX3B-like. The record is from RefSeq and is a predicted model, not a curated record. Gene Ontology annotation, molecular function: RNA binding. Bases 170 to 2185 code for a protein of 671 amino acids. Lineage: Eukaryota; Metazoa; Chordata; Actinopteri; Cichliformes; Cichlidae. The transcript has 5 exons.
UAAAUGCGCCUCAAUAAAGAAGAGAAGAGGAGCGCCGUAAAGACAAAACAAAGCCACACAUUUCAACGAACAGGCGCUGGUCGCUUUUUUAUUUUUAUUUUUUGUAAUCAAACAAAUUUCAUUCAUUAUUCAUAACGAUUACCGGCAAUAUCAGUAAAAGGCUUGCAUCAUGCCGAGUAGUACGUCUUUGCUGGAGGCCGAUGAGGGAGAGUCCGAGGUCCCACCGCCGCUCCUGCACGCUUUCGCCGGUAUGGGCCUUGACGAGCAGCACGGCGCUCAUAGCCAGACGCCCGAACUAGCUGACGAGAGCCUCCCCUUUCACCACCUCCCGCUCUCCUCGGUCUCCCAUUUCAGCCUCCUCGGUACGGUCCUCGACUUGAAGCCCUUGCCACUGCCUCGUCCGCCCUCGGGAGACGAAAUUAACAAAACGGCAGCGGCUGAGGACGAGGAGGAGCCAUUAGUUGCAACCGAUUCCUCGUUGCUAACGCAGGCCCACCACCGCAACCAACACCUCCUUUCUGGGCCGGCUAGCUCCGGGAUGGAGCACAUCGAGACUGUGUUGCUGUACAACGGAGACGAGCGGGACGAUCCUGCGGUCGGCGGCGCUCUCCCGCCGGCUAACAGCAUGACGAUGCUACCGUCCGGCGGGUUCGGGGAGCCGGAUUACGGAGAGGCCGAGACAUCACUGUUGAACCGGCGUAAGAGCGUAAACACAACCGAGUGUGUGGCCGUACCGAGCUCGGAGCACGUCGCGGAGAUCGUUGGCAGGCAGGGCUGUAAGAUCAAGGCACUUCGAGCCAAGACCAACACCUACAUUAAGACACCAGUGAGGGGGGAACAGCCAGUCUUUGUUGUGACGGGGCGUAAAGAAGAUGUGGCCAUGGCUAAAAGGGAGAUCAUGUCUGCGGCUGAGCACUUUUCCCUUAUCAGAGCCUCUCGGAACAGGACCGGCCCUCUUACUGCAGGAGCCAGCCUCGGGACUCCGGCUUUACCUGGACGGACUACCAUUCAGGUGCGGGUACCAUAUCGUGUUGUUGGGUUGGUUGUGGGUCCUAAAGGAGCAACCAUAAAACGCAUUCAGCAGCAGACCCACACCUACAUUGUGACGCCGAGCCGGGACAAAGAGCCAGUGUUCGAGGUUACGGGCAUGCCGGAAAACGUGGACCGGGCGAGGGAGGAGAUAGAGGCCCAUAUCGCCCUCCGCACCGGAACCUGCGGGGGCAUCGAGGCUCCAGGUGUAGACAACAAUGACUUUCAGUUCAACGGGACAGAUGUCAGCUUCGAGACAUCGGCUGUUUUGGGAGAGGCCGGAUGGCUUCAGGCAGUUGCAUCAUCACCAGGCGGCGGUGGCUUGCUGCCACUAAACAUCAGCGGUACUCAGCGAGUCAAUAGCAAUAUCAACAAUGGCCCCAGGAUGUCUUCCAACUACCGCAACGACAGCUCCAGCUCCCUGGGCAGCGGCACCAGCUCAGCCGAUUCUUUUUAUAGCAGCGGGAACGUCAACCGACUGGCAGACGUCAGCCCGACCGGCCCAUUUAAUGCCAACGCUAACAACAACAGCAAUGGCGGCAGUGCAAGUUUCUGGUUUGGCGAGGGCCUUCUUCCCGUGGGGUCUGAGGAGCUGGUUGGGCUGGGAGGUGGAGGCUCCUCCUCAGGAUUUGACCCAUUAACCAUUUCCACUGCCCAUUCGUCACACCCUACUGCACAGCCACACAUCUGGAGCCCCUUUGUGGACCACCAGCCCCUCCAGGCCUUUGAUGCUCUUCAGUCUCAGACAAGCCAGCCUGGGACACCCCGGCUCUCGCCAACCUUCUCUGGGACCGAUGCCCUGGAGCAUCCUCAGGCCCAGCGUGUUCACCGGGGACCGUUUGACUCGGCCGGGGCUCUCGACGCCCACAGGUUCCCCUCUUACAGCUCAGCCUUCUCCUCCUCAAGUGAAAGCACCGCCUCCUCUUCCUCCCCUCCCGAAUCCUCGCUCGCCUAUCGACUGGGGCUCGGAUCAACAGGGAGGGGACAGGAUUUGUGCGUCCAGUGUAUGAAUAACCAGGCGAUCGCCGCCUUGGUUCCUUGCGGCCAUAACCUCUUCUGUCUAAAUUGUGCCACCCAGAUAUGCCAGGGUCCAGAUGCUGUGUGCCCUGAGUGUCUGUCCCCAGCCACCCAGGCCAUUCAGCUUCGCAAUAUGUGAUUUUCUUCUUCUUCUCUUUUUUCCCCCUUAAUUUCCUUUAUAACUGAUUAGAGAUCAGCCUGCCCAACACUUAUGGUUCAUGACGUGUGUGUGUGUGUGUAGGGGAGGGAAAUACAAAACUGACCCCAGGUCAGUGUCUAAGUGUAAUUCUUAUCUGGCUUCCUUUAAGCUGGUGAAGCAGAGUAGGUGAAUAAGGAAUGAUGUUGAUUUAGGGCCGAGGUUAGGGUGCUGAGCCCGUUCACGUGCCUGGUAUUGUGAAGUCUUCUUCCUUGAUUGAUCAACGAGAGGGUUCGAAACCCUCUAUGUAGCAUUGGGGGGAGGGUGGGGUUGGGAUAGAUAUAUUUUUUGAUUCAUAUUUUCUUUUUUGUCCUUAAAAUCUUUAGUUAUUGUUAUUUUUUUGUACCUACCUAUAAUUUUAUUUGUUUUAAAUUGAGUUUGAAUUCUAUUGGCCUUUUUUGUCUACAUCUCAAACGUUUUUUCUUCUUCUUUAAAAUACAUUGAAUUAUGGCCAAGACCCUUUGCCUUUAUUUUAAGUAAAAAAAAACAAAAAAAAAACAGUAGAGGCAAAUGAGUUUCCAUGAGUUCCACAUGUGACUGUAUAACUACACUAUUAAGGAAAAAUAGUGUUCUUCUUGUUACUUAAAAACAAACAAACAAAAAACCAAGUUAAUGCAGUAAAUCUGAUACAGCGUAGGUCGUCUUUUCAGAAUUCAUGUUUCCCAGAUGAUUGGUGCAAAUAUCAUCAGGCUACCGGCGCACACCUGCGCGUCUUUAAAAAGGAUGUUUACAUUCAGUAGGACUUGAAUGAGAGGUUUUGAGUACUGCUAAUAUAAUAACAGUGUAACACACACGGACACACACCCGCGGCGUGUUUUGACUUUAUUAACUACAAUUUGAAAGUUGUCGCACUCCAACGGCAAUCUCUCGUUGCCUCAUUUCUUUAUUCUUUUCCCAGAAUAACACCGACAAGUGAGUAACUUUUUUUAUUACUUUUGGGGUCGAGAUACCGCUUCAGUAUCGCCACGUUGCUUUCCACUUAUACUUACAAACUGUUUACGGUAAACUUGUGCCUAAUUCCACUCUGAGUGUAAACAGAAGUAAACCGGUUCAGCGGACACAUGGCGUUGCGCUAUCUUUAAACAAACUUGUGGCCUUUUUUUGGGAAGCCAGUAAUUAAUUCACAACACUAUCUUCAGAUCCAGAUUUUCGGGCUCAAAAGAACACAAGCUGACAGACCGAAGUCUUAAUAUAUUUGUCGAGGUUCAGUCUCCCAAGACGCUCCUCGCUGGAACAAAUCUUGUCUCACGAGGACGCUUUCUUUCGCUUCCUAUUUUCCCAAGCUGAUAUCGAGUGUUGCGUUCAUAUUUUUUGGCACCAAACUUUCUUAUUUUGUCCAUUUCUGUUGUCACAUUUCCCCACCCCCACCUGAGUUUAUUUACUUCUAAUUUAUAUGUGCGUUACGACCUCGUAUGGAAACAAAGUACUGUUUUUCAGCCAAAAACAGAUAUGCACAGCUUGUACCUUUGGAAACAUUCCUCCUCCCUGUUGUUAAAGUAUUUACUCUUACUUAAAUCACACCUGGGAGCAAAAAAGAGAUUUUUCUGAAACUAUGAAGACAGCUGUGAUCUGGAACAAAUCCCUGUACUGUACAGGCAGGCUACUGAUUCUUUUCUUUUUUUCUUUUUGUAGACAUCUCAGUAAUAUCCUUCUCUUUCACUUGAAUGUCGACUCGUUUGGACGGCUCCACCCCGUGGCUGUCUCUUCACAGCUUUUCGGUAGGAAGUCAGGAAAAUGAUUCCAAUGGGAUGCAAAACUGAGAUGAAGGCCGCUCGUUGCUUCACUUUUGUAAUCCCACGUCUCUUCUGCCAGGCCUAUGCAAAAUUCAUCUCAGCACGAAGCACUAAGUGAAGCUUCUCGGGUUUCAAACAAACUUUGGGGUUAAACUUGUAGACAGAAAUAAUCCGUCUGUUUAUUUUAGUUUUUUAUUCCUAUUACAUUUCAGUUCUUUAAUGAGAUGUUUUAACGGUACACACUUCACCUUUAACCAGCUCAGUUGCUGUUGUCCUGUGCACUACUAAGCACAGAGCUUCCCCAUUAUCAUAUCACACUAUUGACUGGCCGGGACAGGCAUGUUAUCGACUUUCCUCUCACCUUCUCAUCUCAAAUCGUAGCUUUAAAUAUCUGUGUCUUUAGACUAGUACAGGACAGAAUGAGCUCACGGACACUUUUAAAAGGGGGAAGCACUGGAACGAGUUCAGCUCGGACUGCGCUCGCACUACAUUAGGUCAGUGCUGUCUCUCUGGUGUGUGGACACUGGAUUGCAGUCCCUCUAGCAUUCCAGCUGUAAACAGUAUUUUGGGAGUUUUUACACAGCUUUGCUCCGUUUCUUUUUAAUAUCCAUCAUCUUGGCUUUCAUAACAAAAUGCAACCAAACAAGUCCCGCUUCUGCCCCCCUCUUUGGGUCAUCCAUCCGUCCCGUUGUUUUCUCAGCUCUACGAUGAGCCGGUCUCCUUUUAGUCUUUCUCUCUCUGAGGGAAUGCAAUACACUGUCGGCCCUCAGUUUAUCGAUAUGAAUCUAUUUACAUUUUUGUGUAUGUAUUAUAUAAUGUUACUGUUAAUGACUGAUAAAUAUACAGAACUUAUUUUUAUUUUGUUACAUUUCAUAUAUACAUAAAUAUAUA